Laetiporus sulphureus 93-53 is the source of this 1456-nucleotide messenger RNA. Its product is annotated as cAMP dependent protein kinase. Gene Ontology annotation, molecular function: cAMP-dependent protein kinase activity; ATP binding. Gene Ontology annotation, biological process: peptidyl-serine phosphorylation. The record is from RefSeq and is a predicted model, not a curated record. Lineage: Eukaryota; Fungi; Basidiomycota; Agaricomycetes; Polyporales; Laetiporaceae. The transcript has 5 exons. Bases 90 to 1331 code for a protein of 413 amino acids. Gene Ontology annotation, cellular component: nucleus; cAMP-dependent protein kinase complex.
UGUCGAAUCAACUUCAAAGUGGAACAAGGACAACGAGGUAGUCCCCACGGCGUCUGCAGCCUCACUACCUUCUGUCUCAUCCUAACAUCAUGUUCAAGAAAAUGACGGGCAAGCUAGGACACUUCGGCCCCUCGAAGGUGCCGAUGCAGUCAUCGCCUUCAUCUUCUUUCUCGUCCACAUCUCUGUCUACCGUGUCUCACGAUCAUCACGGAUCUAUCUCGACCGAGCGGACUUCAGUGAGCACGCACAGCAAGCAGGCCGGUAGGGAGGACUGGGCGCGCGCGCGCGAGGGAGACGGGGACACAUCUGCGGAGCUUCCACCACGGCUGAGGAUGUCCAGACCGAGAGGCACGUACCGACUUUCCGACUUCAUCAUCCAACGGACGCUUGGGACUGGCAGCUUUGGGCGCGUGCAUCUCGUUCGCAGCAAGCACAACCUGCGCUUCUACGCGAUCAAGGUGAUGAACAAGGACAAGAUUGUGCGCAUGAAGCAGAUAUCGCAUACGAAGAACGAGCAGGCCAUGCUGCAAGCAGUUCAACACCCGUUUAUCAUCAGUCUCUGGGGGACAUUCCAGGACACCGCCAACUUGUACAUGGUAAUGGACUUCGUACCAGGUGGAGAGCUGUUCACCCUCCUUCGACGAUCAAAUAGGUUCCCCGAUCCUGUCGCAAAGUUCUACGCGGCCGAGGUCGCACUCGCGCUCAAUUACCUACACGACCUCGAUAUCAUCUAUCGAGACCUCAAACCGGAAAACAUUUUGCUCAACUUCGACGGCCACAUUAAAAUCGCCGACUUCGGUUUCGCCAAGUACUGCGACACCACGGUCUGGACGCUUUGCGGCACUCCAGACUAUCUGGCACCAGAGAUCGUUGCCAACGCGCGGUACAACAAGAGCGUCGACUGGUACGCACUCGGCGUACUGACCUUCGAGAUGCUCUCCGGGCUACCUCCAUACCACGAACACGACAUUACGCCCGUCCGACUGUACGAAAAGAUCGCAACAGGCCCCGCAUGCAUCAAAUGGCCCGCAUUCCACCCGAACGCCACCGACCUUAUCCUGAAGUUCAUGGAGUCCGACCCAUCAAAACGUUACGGAAACCUGAGCAACGGUGCGCGCGACGUAUUCAACCACCCGUGGUUCAGAGAAGUCGACUGGACCAAACUGCGUAAUCGAGAGAUUCAAGCGCCGUAUCUACCGAAGAUCGCUGGCGAUGGCGAUGCGAGCGCGUUCGAGCGAUACCCCGAGAUUGACGCUGCUGUGCAGUACGGGUCGAUCACGCCCGAUCCCUACGGACAUUAUUUUUCGGAUUUCGAGUACACAACUUCCUGAUCAUUCGGAGUUGUACAUUUGUGGGACAGUGUCUAGUACAUAAUGAAUGGCUGUACUGUAGAGUUGUACUUUGGAUGGACUGCCAGAAUAACUAUGUCACAAAUAAACUAUCUAGAAAAACUGAG